Messenger RNA from Notothenia coriiceps (black rockcod), 451 nucleotides. RefSeq names its product intraflagellar transport protein 88 homolog. Gene Ontology annotation, cellular component: ciliary base; ciliary basal body; centriole. The transcript is spliced from 5 exons. The coding region runs from base 1 to 450 and encodes 149 amino acids. NCBI's taxonomy places the organism in Eukaryota, Metazoa, Chordata, Actinopteri, Perciformes, Nototheniidae. The record is from RefSeq and is a predicted model, not a curated record. Gene Ontology annotation, biological process: kidney development; intraciliary transport; inner ear receptor cell stereocilium organization. Gene Ontology annotation, molecular function: kinesin binding.
AUGACCCCCCAUUACGCCAACCCUGAUACAGAGUCCUUCAGGUACUACCCCUCCAACAUCGAUGUGAUCGAGUGGCUCGGGGCUUACUACAUCGAGACACAGUUCUGUGAGAAGGCCAUCCAGUUCUUUGAAAGAGCCACACUCAUACAACCAACUCAGGUGAAGUGGCAGCUGAUGGUGGCAAGCUGCUACAGGAGAAGUGGAAACUACCAGAAAGCUCUGGAAACGUAUAAGGACAUUCACCGAAAGUUUCCAGAAAACGUGGAAUGCCUGCGUUUCCUGGUGAGGCUGUGCACAGAUAUGGGACUGAAUGAAGUCCAGGAAUACGCCACCAAGCUGAAGAAAGUGGAGAAGAUGAAGGAGAUCAGAGAGCAGGUAAAUCAUUUUGCCUUUAAAAAGCUAUUUCCUUCCCUCUUAAAGCCUUUUUGUGUCAUUAAACAUCUAUUCUGAA